AUGGGAGCUACGUUGCCAAAUACGCUCUGGUUUGAGGGCGGAACCACUCGCUGCGCAGUUCACCUCGCCAAAUGGAAAGGGCAAGAUGGACGCCCUGUCAGGCUUUGCAAGGACGUGUCCCCGAAAGUCCGUGAAGAAGUGCGUGCCAUGUACGAAAACAAGGAGGAAAACAAGAGCAUGAAACGAGGGGCGGCUGCUGCAGCACUCGACUCCGUGCUGGGCGCGGUCACUGCUUGUGCGGAGAAGAAGGGGAAGAUAACAGAAUUCUUCGGCGACGAGGCAACGUGCGCCAAGGAGGACGCGGAUAACGCGCUUUGCCUAAUGAUCUCGGUGCUGAAGCUUCCAGAGCGCAUCGUGGAUGAUCCGGUCUUCCGCUACGCGGUCCAAUGCUUUGCGCGCGCGGGACCGAGGUAUGUUCCCCCCAAGAGGGGCUACGUUGGAGGGGCGGGCUUGAAGAAAGUGCGGCAGAAAAUGGAGGCAGCGCUCGCCCCCGUUGCCGCGAGCUGGAAGCGGGACGGUGUCACCGUGUCGUCGGACAUGAUGACCGACCGUUGUGGCCGCCCGCGGGCCAAUAUACUCCUUGUCAACGACUCCGGCGCAGUUUUCGAGCAGGCCGUGGACUGUAACAUGGAGUCGAAGACGGGGGGGUACAUCGCCAGCCUUCUCCGCCCCGUCAUUGAUAAGGUGGGGCCGGAGAAUGUGGUGGCGGUCUGCACCGAUGGCGGCAGCAACUAUGCAUCGGCAGCGCGGAAGAUUGCGGGCACAUGGCCGCACAUUGAGCAUGUGCCAUGUGCCACGCAUGUCCUGGACCUGUUAAUGGAAGAUGUGGGCAAAAUGGGAUGGGCGAAGGGGCUUGUGGAGAAAGGAGGGGAGAUGAUUACCUUCGUGCGCAACCACCACUUCACCCGUGCCUAUAUGAAGAAAGUGGGGGGGAAGCAGGUGCUCAAGCCUGCGGGAACCAGGUUCGGGACACAAUACAUAGCCAUGGCCCGGCUAUGUGAGGUGAGGAGUGGGCUGGCGGCGAUGGUGCUCAGCGACGAGUGGAAGGUGUGGGCAGCGGGGGACAAGGAUAGGAAGACUGCAGCCGAGAAAUUCAGGGCUGCUGUGAUGGAUGAGGAGUGGUGGGGGGUGGCGGAGUUCUUUUCCUCUCUCAUGGCGGUGCCAUUCAAGGCCAUGCGGGCCACGGACUCUUCUGCGAAAGGCAUGAUGGGUAAGCUGUAUGACAUUAUGCUACAGCUUACCGAGGACAUCAAUGACAAGCUCGACGCUUCAGGCGACUUCUUGACUCGGACAGAGAGGGCAGAAAUCACCAAGAUUGUGAAGGACAGGUGGGACAACUCCCUUGCCUGCCCCAUGCAUGUGGUUGGCCGGAUCCUGAAUCCGGCCAACCAGGAGGAGGGAAUUUUUAGGAACGAUGUGGAGUGCACGAGGGUGUUCAAGGACUACAUCGAGCGCCACUAUGACCACGUCACCUUCAGGCGCGGCAAGGAUGGUGCCCCUCGCCGCGCCUCCCUUGUGCUGCAGGAGGCAUUGCUGGCCUACAUCAACUUGGAGGGCAGUUUUGGCAAGCUGAGCGCCAUAGCUGCAAGGGAGGCAGUGAAGAAAGGGGAGAUGAGCAUGGUGCAGUGGUGGUCGUGGCACAGCACCGAGUACCCUGAGCUUGCCACCCUCGCAUGCCGGAUUCUCACUCAGCCCGUCUCGGCUUCUUCAUGCGAACGUGGCUGGGCGCAGUGGGAAGGCGUCCACACCGCCCGCCGCAACCGCCUCGGGUCCGCCAAGUGUGCGGACCUGGUUUACAUUGCGCACAACUGGAACGUUGUGCGCAAUUGGUACAACAAGGAUGGGGCCAGCACGGUUGUGCCCGGGAACAUCCCGGAUGCCCCUAUCCCCCGCGGCUACAACAUGGACGAGGAGGAGGAGGAUGACCUGCUGGGGGGGGAAGGAGAUGAUGCAGUGCUGGCGGAUGAGUAUGGGGAAGGGGUGGUGGUGGAAAAGCCCCGCAAGGAAAUAGGCUGUGGGGAAGCUCGCUAG
Messenger RNA from Closterium sp. NIES-65, 2031 nucleotides. NCBI's taxonomy places the organism in Eukaryota, Viridiplantae, Streptophyta, Zygnematophyceae, Desmidiales, Closteriaceae. The record is from the annotation of a GenBank genome assembly.